This is a messenger RNA of Ostrinia furnacalis (Asian corn borer), 626 nucleotides long. RefSeq lists its product as uncharacterized. Lineage: Eukaryota; Metazoa; Arthropoda; Insecta; Lepidoptera; Crambidae. Gene Ontology annotation, cellular component: nucleus. Gene Ontology annotation, molecular function: zinc ion binding. Bases 83 to 604 code for a protein of 173 amino acids. The transcript is spliced from 3 exons. The record is from RefSeq and is a predicted model, not a curated record.
AGCCGUUGCCAUAUUAUAAGAAGAAGAAGAAGAAAUAAAUAAUAAUGAUUUAUUUGUGAUAUUUCUCCAAAAGCCGUACAGAAUGGCUGGUCUCUUAUGUAGAAUAUGCCUGGCACGUGAUACUCGUAUGUGUACAAUGUACAACACGCCACUGGAAGUGCUUUAUCAAAAAAUCACAAAAAUACCUCUUAAAACAAAAGACGGAAGGCCGCACGUGGUGUGUUACGUCUGCUACCAUUUAUUGAGCAAGUGUCACAAAUUCAUUGAAAGUGCCGUUAAAACUGACAAAGUUCUUCAACGACUAUGUAGCAGUGGUAUACAGUUAACUGAGCAGCAUAUUGCAGCGAUAGACAAGGCUUUCUUACUCACACCAUUAACUAAGUCACGCGUUAUAAAUGUAAACGCAAUAAGCGAUUCAGACGGAGUCAGUAUAGAAGUGGCCGAAGUCAAGAGAGAAAUUGAAGAAGAUAAGCCUAUAUAUUAUGAGGUGGAAGUUGUUAAAGAAAAAGCUGAUUCUUUAGGUUUUGACGGUAUAAAUAAUACAGAACAUAGUUCAAAACAGUACGCUUGUACUAUCUGUGGUCAUUGCUUGCUGACCAAGUAAGUAUCCUACUAAUAUGUACCUA